GCCCCGCGCCGCCCCGCACCGCCCCGGCAGCGGGAUGUGAGCGGAGGCUCCGCCGGCAGCGCCCGCCGCCCGCGCCCGCCGCGCCCCGGGAAGAUGCUGAGCAGGUGGAUGAGUGGCAGCAGCAGGAACCUGGACCGCGAGUACAACUGCACCGUGCGGCUUCUGGACGACAGCGAGUACACCUGCACCAUCCAGAGAGAUGCCAAGGGCCAGUACCUGUUCGACCUUCUCUGCCACCACCUGAACCUGCUGGAGAAGGAUUACUUCGGCAUCCGGUUUGUGGACCCCGACAAGCAAAGGCAUUGGCUGGAGUUUACCAAGUCAGUUGUGAAGCAGAUGCGGGCCCAGCCUCCCUUCACCAUGUGCUUCCGUGUCAAGUUUUACCCCACGGACCCGGCGGCGCUGAAGGAGGAGAUCACCAGGUACUUAGUCUUCCUGCAGAUCAAAAGGGAUCUGUACCACGGGCGGCUGCUGUGCAAGACGUCGGACGCGGCGCUGCUGGCUGCCUACAUCCUGCAGGCUGAGAUUGGGGACUACGACCCGGGGAAGCACCCAGAAGGCUACAGCUCCAAGUUCCAGUUCUUCCCCAAACACUCAGAGAAGCUGGAGAGGAAGAUUGCAGAGAUCCACAAGUCGGAGCUGAGUGGGCAGACACCAGCUACUUCAGAGCUGAAUUUUCUCAGGAAAGCCCAGACUCUGGAGACCUACGGGGUCGACCCACACCCAUGCAAGGACGUGUCGGGGAACGCGGCGUUUCUGGCCUUCACGCCCUUCGGGUUCGUCGUUCUGCAGGGAAACAAGAGGGUUCACUUCAUCAAGUGGAAUGAGGUGACCAAGAUGAAAUUCGAAGGGAAGACUUUCUACUUGUAUGUGAGUCAGAAGGAGGAGAAGAAAAUUGUCCUCACCUAUUUUGCCCCGACACCAGAAGCCUGCAAACACCUCUGGAAGUGUGGGAUUGAGAACCAGGCUUUCUACAAGUUGGAGAAGUCAAGCCAGGUGCGGACGGUGUCCAGCAGCAACCUGUUCUUCAAGGGAAGCCGGUUCCGAUACAGCGGCCGCGUCGCCAAGGAGGUGAUGGAGUCCAGCGCCAAGAUCAAGAGGGAGCCCCCUGAGAUUCACCGGGCCGGGCUGGUGCCGAGCCGGAGCUGCCCGUCCAUCACGCACGGCCCCCGGCUGAGCAGCGUGCCCCGCACCCGGCGGAGAGCCGUCCACAUCUCCAUCAUGGAAGGCCUGGAGUCCCUGCGUGACAGCGCCCACUCGACCCCGGUGCGCUCGGCCUCCCACGGCGACGCCUUCGCGGGCCCCGGGCGGGGCCGCGCCGAGAGCAGCGAGCGGGUGGCCGUGAUCGCCGACGAGAGCUACAGCCCGGCCGACAGCGUGCUGCCCACGCCCGUGGCCGAGCACAGCCUGGAGCUGAUGCUGCUCUCGCGCCAGGCCAACGGGGCCCCGUGCAGCAUCGAGGAGGAGAAGGAGUCGGAGGCGGGCACGCCGGCGGCGGAGGCGGAGGUGGGCGAGCUGCGGGCGCUGUGCCCGGGCGCCGGCGGCCUGGGGCCGGCACAGGCCCAACAGGUGAAUAAGUUUGUUUUAAGUGUCCUCCGUUUGCUCCUUGUGACAGUUGGACUCCUCUUUGUUUUGCUCCUCCUCCUGAUCGUCCUUACUGAGUCCGACCUUGACACUGCCUUUUUCCGUGAUAUCCGCCAGACCCCCGAGUUCGAGCAGUUCCAUUACCAAUACUUUUGUCCCCUCAGGCGAUGGUUUGCCUGCAAGCUCCGCGCCGUGGUAAGCCUGCUCAUUGACACCUGAAGGCAGGAGGCACCACGGGGGCCUGGGGAGAGACCUGCCGCCGUCCCCGCGCGGGACCCGCCGGGCACACACUAACCCUCCCUUCCCGACCCAGAGCCCGGCGCGGCCCGGGAGGCGGCUUUCCGGGAGGAAGAUGAGGGUGGGCGCAGCCCCCGGAGCCUCCUCCUCCCCAUGUCCAGCCGCCCGCUCCCACCCCCGGAGCCCGCACAACACUUCCCGUCCCGAUCUCACGCGCAUGACUUGGGAAGCACCGAGCAGAGAGGAAUUCAUUGCUCUGCCACCCCCCCGCAGAGCCGGGGCUGGCGGUGCCGUUCCGCAGGAGCUUUAGCAAUGGUGCUACUGAGGUUUAAUUUAACACUCGUGUACUGUCACGGUAUUCGAUCCGCACUGUGCCCACCGCCACCGCCCUCCACGAACCGCUUGGCAGAGCCCUCCCUGCUCGCCGGAGCCUCCUCCGAGGUGACACACGCCGCGAUGCUCUCGGGGACGCCCCGGUUCCCCCUCUCCCCACGGCGCAGCGAUCGGAGCCCUCGCCCUGCUGCGGACUCGGCCCUUUGCCACUUUUUUAAGCCUUGAAGCGUCGGUGCUCCCGAGGGCAGGGGAGCACAGGCAGCCAGGGAACGCCGGGCACGCGCAGCCAAGCCUGGCAUGGAGCUGUAGUGACUGUCAGAUUUAUUGGGAAGACCUUUACCCUCCGCCAGUUGUACCUGUUUUGUAAAAAAACCAAGAAAAAAGAACAAAAAAAAAAGAAAAAGAGACGUUUCAAGGUCUAUUUUAACAAGGAAAUGCUAUUUUGUUAUGGAAUCUAAUCCAGUCUUUUUUUACUUUAUGGAUGGGGUGACCGUGGGUGCCGGUACGGAGUUGUUCCCAGUGAGCAAAUGGUUGAGGAGCAAACGCUUCCACAGGACAGGAGCCCAAUGCCAGCCGAGCCCUGCUGGGUUUGGGACAGAGAAGGAGCUCUGGGUUUUGGACUCUCCUGAAGAGGACAGAAGUUCAGGCACGCAGGUGACACUGAAGAAGCCAACGGACACCAUUAGCCCCAACUGUUCUUAAGCAAAAGUCAAUAAACCCGACUCAUCGCGCUGGUGACAACCCCCAGGACCAGUGAUCACCGGGAGCAGCAGCCCAUCCAUAGGGAGCAAUAACAGCCAGUUCUGGUAAGGUUUGGGUGAGAAGCUGGACAUAUUAGCAAAAAAAGAGAAGGUGAAAACAGUUGAGCAAGUUUAAUUUCAUCUCAGGGAGAGAUUUUCCAUAAGCUGGGGCCAUAACUGCAGUUUUACAAAGCCUGAUGUCCGUGUUGUCUGUGAGCAUCCACCACCCACCGCUGAGCGGGACGGUGGCGUUGGGCCAGACCGGGAUCGUUGUCACUGCAAUAAGGGGAGAGGUCCCGUUUAUCGACGUCUGUCGGGGGGCACAGACCCCACCCAGGCCACGGCCACGGCCGCCCGCUCACAGCACGAGACCCGAGGAGGGCCUGGGGCCCAGCCCCGGCUCCGGAGCAGGCAGGAGCCCUCCGGGAAGGCUCCAGGAGCCCUCCAGGAAGGCUCCAGGAGGCGGAGGAGUGAUUUUUUUUACAUGAUAUUCCUGUUUUAUGCAACAUAGCAAAAUUAACUCUUAGUGUAGUGUUCCUACCUCAGCCCAUAGCGCUGGUGUUUCUAUGCAGUUGUGCUCCUCCCGAUGCUGACAUUUUUCACCCCGGGUUAGCGCUGCAGUGUCGUCCUUCCUCCUCCUCCUCCUCCUCCUCCUCCUCCUCCUCCUCCUCCUCCUCCUCCUCCUCCUCCUUCUCCUCGUCCUCCUCACUGCGAUGUUCUGUGUGAUGUGUGACAGCACAGCUCCAUCCCAUGCUCCAUCCUCUUCGGACACAUCCUCCGAGUCCCCUCCUGGGACCUUCCACCUGGCUUUCCUCGGAUAAUGCUCCGUCCCAGCCCCAGGUCACCUCUGCCGUUGUCACCCAGCGUUUUACUUCAAAACCACGAGAACUGGUGAUUUUCCGUUGUACGUUUUCCCGUCCAUCCCAGAUUCCAUCACGUGUUUCAGGCCCUGUUAGUUUUACCUGUCUUUCUAUCAAAAUGUUGUUUCCGUAGGUUCUGAGAUCAGAAACCCGUCAAUCUCGUCCUAGCAUACUGCAUCUUUCAGCAGUAGACAGUAAAAUACCUGAAAAUGUGAAUUUCUUAGUUUUCAUAAAGAAGAAAAUCUAGAGAUUAACCUUUCAUGUGCCAAAUACUGUAAGUUACAUCCUUUUUUCCUUUGAAAUGUACCUUUUUCUACAUAUCCAAUACCUUAGUUAGCAUAAAAUCAUUGGUGCCAUGAAAAGUAUUUUUAAAUUUAAAUAAAUAUUUAAAUAUCAUGAAAA
Molecule: messenger RNA, 4156 nt
Organism: Pipra filicauda (Wire-tailed manakin)
Lineage: Eukaryota; Metazoa; Chordata; Aves; Passeriformes; Pipridae
Gene: FRMD5
Product: FERM domain containing 5
Exons: 14
Coding region: 94-1803 (569 amino acids)
Cellular component (GO): cytoskeleton
Molecular function (GO): cytoskeletal protein binding
Source: RefSeq, a predicted model, not a curated record